AUGUCACAAGAAACUGAUAUAUCAACACAUAUGCAAGCGUCAGGACGAUGGGCUAUUGGUUCAUUAGUGCUAGUUGCAUUAGCCACAUCCGAAAUCUCUGGAUUAGGAACAAUUGCUGCGUUACCCAUUGCUGCGUUUAAUGCUUUUUUGAGUGCAUUAUGCCAUGGUGAUAUUGAAACAUAUAAUUUAAUAACAAAAACACCAAGAAGAUUUCGUGCGACACGUAAUUCCGGUGAUUUAUUUGAAUUUUUGAGUGUAUGGUUCGAUUUAUUAACACAAUUAACAGCGGCGGCAACAUGUGCACGAGUUGUUAGUGCCACAAUGGAUUAUAUGAGUGGUGGACGAACAAGUGACUGGUUAUUUGGGUUUCAAUCACAUUCGCUGGGCGAACCAUGGCCGGAUAUUCUUGGAAUUGGAAUUAUAAUUGUGGUGAAUGUGAUGUUCAUGUUAGGAUUAGAGAAUUCUUAUACAUUUUUUCUAAUACUUAAUAUGGGAAUUGUUGGAAGUUUGAUAUUUUUUCUAAUAUUAGGAUGCAUGUAUGCCGAUUUAGACUUUUGGAAGCAUGAUUCAUUUUUGCCUGAAGGUUUUGAUGGGAUGUUUACAACAGCCGCGUUAUGUACAUUCGGCUUUUCGGAUACAUUUCCCGAACAUCAACGCAAAAAACGUUAUCGUCAACCAAAAACCCAAGUGUUAUUAAUAAUUUUAAUACAACUUUUGACUUAUACUGGAAUAACGAUGUUAUUUACACUAAUGUCGUAUUUUAGAGAAUUAAUGGGCACGGCUGUACCGCUGGUGAGAAUGUUCGAAGCACGAGAUGUUGAUUGGGCUCGCCCCAUAAUGGCAUCAUUUACGAUUGUAAUUGUUGCAGUUGCAUUAAUGGAAUUUUGUCCAGCAAUGUUUGAUAUAAUUGUUACAUUGGCGGAUAAAGAUUGGGAUGUGUUAACACGUUCAUUGAAGUAUGAAAACGAAACUACUGGAAGUCCUGUUUUAGCUAUUUUUACUGCAGGUAGCUUGUCGGCCAUUUUAGCUUUUGCGUGUCCACUAUCGUAUUUAGUACGAUUAUUAAAUGUGGGACCAUUAUUAAAACAUAUCCUAGAAGCAAUGGUGAUUAUAUAUUAUCGAUAUCAACCAGAAGAUGACGUAGAAGAUUUUCCUAUAUGCAACGAUGUAGAAUAUUGUCGCUUGAGCCAGGGUGGUUCAAAAUCUGAUAAAGUACAUGCCAGUGGAAUCAAAACACGAAUAUUAACUGGUAGUUGGUUUUUACCAAAAUCAAUGCGAAAAAGUCGAGCAGCUAUGGUUAAAGAUAGUGCUGUUGAUCGAAAAAACUACAAACAUUCAGGUAAAGCUGACGAAGAAAGUGAAUAUUUAUUAAUGUCAGCAUACAGUCCUGAACCGCAUGAAAUGCCCUUAUCAAUACGUCACUCCGAAUCAAAUUUAGAUUUAGAAACUGGUUCUGAAUGUAGUGAUGGCAACGAUUUAACAACAAUUACAGCUCAUUCAACUGAUAGUGAAGAUACAUCAACUGAUAUCGAUGCCGUUGUUCAAGAAUAUAAAGAACGUUUAAAAGUUGCAACUACAUUGACAGGACCAUCAAUUGCAACCGUCCGUUUGCCUUCCUUAGCUACUGGUCGCUUUGUUUUAGGAGCUAUAAUUGGUGUAUGUGCAUGGAGUACUGCAUUAGCUGUUGGUGUGUUAUUUGAAAAAGUUGGCAUCAUUGGUGGAGCGUUAUCAGGUGCCUUAAUAUUGACAGUAAUGAUAACGGCUCAGCCUCAAGUACAUUUGGAGCAUACAUUUAAUCAGCCCGUUUCAUGUUCAUUAUCUGAUACAUUCUACUCAAUGGACAAUUGUAUGAUACCACUGAUACCAGUCAUUGUUAUUAUAGUUAAUGCAAUAUUGGCUGGAAUGGUUAUGGCAGAAAUAUGGUUAGGUGUCUUAUUUUGGCUAGCAGCAGGUUUAAUAAUAUUCAUACGUUGCGAAGAAUGUUGUUGGUGUUGGGACUGUACCGAUCCAGAUAAUUUACAACACCAUUUAGUUCAACAACAUAAAUCAACAAUCAAUCGUAACAAUUCAACGCUAAGUAACAAUGUACUUAUCGAAUCCACAUCAACACUAAAUCAUUCUCGUUCAUCUUUAGUGACAGCUGCAGCAUCUCAAUUAUCAUCACAAGAUACAAAUCAUGUUCAUAAUCACAACCAUUUGAACCAUCGACAUAUUGCCCACGUGGAUACGAUUCUAAUAGCCAGAUGACACGGGGAUGAUGGUUUAGCAACCACACAUAGUGAUGAAUGCAGUUCAGAAGAUGAGAUUGAUUUAAAUACUGGUUAUGUAAUUGAUUUACAUGAGUGUAGUU
Molecule: messenger RNA, 2350 nt
Organism: Chrysoperla carnea
Lineage: Eukaryota; Metazoa; Arthropoda; Insecta; Neuroptera; Chrysopidae
Gene: tadr
Product: probable cationic amino acid transporter
Exons: 11
Coding region: 1-2247 (748 amino acids)
Biological process (GO): amino acid transport
Cellular component (GO): plasma membrane
Molecular function (GO): amino acid transmembrane transporter activity
Source: RefSeq, a predicted model, not a curated record